Molecule: messenger RNA, 5025 nt
Organism: Toxorhynchites rutilus septentrionalis
Lineage: Eukaryota; Metazoa; Arthropoda; Insecta; Diptera; Culicidae
Exons: 4
Coding region: 76-4779 (1567 amino acids)
Source: RefSeq, a predicted model, not a curated record
UAUAUAAAAGCAGACCCCAGUGGCCAUCCUACCAGUCCGUUUUCCUCCGAUAGUACGGCCGGUUGUUUUGACAGGAUGAGAUCCGUGCUCGCUGUUCGCGUGGUGCUAUUGAUAAGCCUAAUUUCAUUAGUGUGUGGAAACCAUGCCGAAAGCAGUAAAAGUAGUAAUAACAACCACAGCCACAAACAUAGACCUAAAAGAUAUGAGGAGGAUAACCAAACAGAACAGGUUUACUAUGUCGACCAAAUAGCAUCUGAUUCUGAGAUAUCUCCCUGGACAUCAAAUCGCAUAAUCGCCAAAACUACUGAAAAUGGUAAACCGUCCCAGUAUAUUAUCAAUGUGUCUCCUGAUGACGAGGUUAUAAUCCAUGACAGAGGUGCAAAUGAUCGAAGCUCUGCGCAAGAGCCGGAUCAUGACCAAUCGCCGCAAGAUUACGUCAAACAAGCGUUACGUCUUCGUGAGCAGUACUUGAAAGGAUCCAAGAAUCCAACGGCACUUCCAGCAAGCUCUUUCGUAGAAUAUACCACGGUCAAAUACGACCACAAACCGCCACCAUCUGCACCACCGGUCCACUAUAGCAAACCUGUUUCAUCUAGGCCUACUCCUCCUCCUCCUCCUCCUCCUCCUCCUCAUGUCUAUCAAGUUCCAGCCUUUCAUCGUCCAAAGCAUAUCAAAUCGAAACCGAGCACACCUCCAGUAAGAGCAGUCACUCAAUUUAGUGACAUCGAGUUGCCCGAAGCUGAAGCCACCAGCCCUUAUAGAAAGGAAAAUAUGAAAGCGCCGCCAAAGUCCCCAAAACAAACAAGUAUUAAACAACAGGACACAGCAGCAUCAUCAAUGUACAUUCAAAAAGUGAAACCUAUGGAUUCCGUCAUUACCAGUUACAAUACUCAUCAUGAUACUGGCAACAGUUUCAAAGAAUUUCAGCAUCUUCCCCUAGUCGAUUCGGAUGGAUCGGAAUCCAUCCUAAACGUGGACCGAGUCAAACCGCUCACAGAAACAUUCGCUAAACGCCAGCCUGUCUCUAAUUACGAUGACUCAAUUGAUUAUUUCGAGAAUAAACACAAUAAGCAUAUUUCAUCAGAAGAAAUUCGCUUCAAACCAAAACUCAUUAAACCCACCGAAAACUAUCCUAAAACAGAUCAGUUUCCUAAUUAUCCCGAGAAAAUCCGUCACACUAUGGAACGAAACCCAAUGCAUCAUUUCAAAGAACACACGGAAUCCCCCAAAGCUGGAAUAAAGUUCGAACAAGACUCUCAGCCUUCGGCAGAACCAUAUCGCUACAUUCCGCCAAAAAGCUACCCUCCAGAAGAAGCCCAAAAAUUUAAAUUUCUAAAGGAAAUAUCCACAACUGUUGAACCAUACAAACCUCAUCAGCAGAUAAAAACUUAUGUCGACGAAAGAUCAAAACCCCGUGAAUUGUUUCAAAAAGAGGACCAUCGCUCUUAUAAUCCUCAACCUAAGAAACACCACCCGGAAUAUUUCAGUGACAGACCCAAACAUUCGCAGACUUUUACGGAGGAACAAUCAUAUAAGAAAGAGCCGCACCGACACAUGCCGUUCGAUUUUAAACAUCCCGAGUUUCACAAAUCCACCCGCGACAAACAGAUGGAAGAACACUCCGAAGGACAUUAUGAUUACCUAAAAGUGGGUUCCUCACCUUUGUCCAAACAUUUUGAAGAUCCCUCACCAACGACCGGUUACUCUAAGGUCACGGCAUACCCUACCCAAGAAACAUCAAGCACACAUCAAACUUAUCACCACGUGAAGGUGUCAGAAAACGAUCCGUAUAAAUUCAAACCCAGUCCAACGCCUGAAAUUUCCGUACUUAGUCAUGGCUUCCAUAAACCCUCUACACACUUUUCUCCCAAGUAUAUACCCACAAAAAUGCCACAGUUCCAAGAACCAGAACUUGGUUUGAAAAAGAUGUAUCCCUCCCAGGAUCCCAUGUCGAACUACAUUCCUUCAUCGACCCAAGAAAGUUACAGAGUUUCCUCGGAGUACCCGAAAGUUUUCUCAAUGGCACCUACCACAUACUCCCCAAAAUACGCCAUCUCAUCAACGCCUGAAACGUUCGACUUUCCUCACAUGAGUGAAGUACCCAAAAGCUUCUCGAAGUACGGUGAUCCAACGACAUCUUCUAAAGUCUACGGUACCAUCGUACCAUCGGAGCAGCCUUUCAAAACACUGAGCACCAAAAUCUACAUGAAGCCAUCGUCAACCGAGCAUUCCUACAGCGAUUUCAAAGAUCCAACUUUGAAGUCAGCACAGAAUAGAACCACCGGUGAUGAAUUCAAGCCUUCCCCUAUCGAAGAACCGAAAACAGAAUACUAUACCAAUCCUGAAUUGACAACCUACUAUGUGUUCGCCAACGGAACAGAAAUUAAGCUUGGCAACGAUCCAUCCAAAAUUCCUCCAGAGUUUCGAGUCACCUCUGGGGACACUUCGUUUUUCAGCAGCAACUACUCCACAAAGUUAGCCGAAGAUCUUGCGAUGAAGUACAACUGGGACACUAUUCCGUCCUCCACCCGGGACGGGGAAUUCUACGUCAGUUCGGAAACUGCCAUGCGGGAAGCAUCGGAUCACAUCACACGUGAGAAGAAAAAGGGGAAACCUUUGCAACAUUCGAAGCCCUUGAAACCGAUCAAGACAAUCACGGUUUACAGGAACACUCAUCGCUCCGCAGAUGACAGCGAGCUGGAAGGAGGAUUCGAACCAUCAGAACAUUUCGCAAAGUUGGAGAAGGAUCCACGUAUCAGUGAUAAAAGGGGUGAAGUUGCGGAUGAUGACGAGGAUUUUUUCUUCGCAAAUGGGGAGGUAAUUUUGCAAGAUGAUCCCAAUAAAGCCUCGAAGAAAAACGCAAUAUUUCUACCGACGAUCAAUCGACCAGGUCAGGUAAUGUUAAAGAUUACAAAACAACAGCAACCUCAACAACUGUCACAGGAUCAACAGGUACCGGACAUGGAUAUGAGCGCGGAGCCUUCGAAAAAGCAAUAUUUCGUCCUUUAUCACAUUGAGGACAAUAAAAAGAAACCAAAACCACCUACAACUACUCAAGCUCCGACGCAACCACCAAUUAAGCAAGAAAUCCAUUAUCACUACUCUGAGAAUGAAACUGAAGACCCCGAGGUUACCCACGAGCACUAUAAUUACCACCACGAAGAGACGAUUGAGGAAUCAGAUGACGAUAUACAGCACCACUAUGUCAAUCCAAACGCUGGAAAGUUCAACUUCAGACCGAACAUUGCCCAUUCAUCUUACAAAUAUAAAGACUCUAGUGGUUCUGACAGUGAAACAACUAUAAGAGUUAUAGAUCCUAACGGUAAGAACAGCCAACCGCUAGAAAUCACAAAACAAGAUUAUAUGCGUCACGUUCAGAACGCUGUAAUCAAGUACAUGAAGCAACUGCAAGAUGAAGGGAAACUGACGAGUGCGAUACAGCGCGAUUCCGAUGAAACUCAAAAAACAUUCGAAGAAGUGGAUAUAGCGGCGCUUCUGAACGGACAUAACGCCAAACACAAGUUUCAACUCAGCGCCCCCAUGAAGGUAGCUCUCCCAGUGAAUCCCAGUAACUACAAGCCAGUUAAAACUGUGCCAAGCUCCAGCACAUACAAGCCAAUUGUAAAUCUGAAAAUUCCUAAGAACACAUAUCCAGCUGGAAAACCACUAAAAUCAGCUAUCGAGAGUCUCCAAGAGCAGCUUGGGAAUAGCGUUGAUCUGACGGUGAAGACACCCAAGGCUACAGUGAAACCAGAUCUGUCUGCUAUCGAUGUUGGUCAGUCGUACCUGCACGGGCCAAGUUACGAACCGGCGCAGCCACUGAAGACAGCGGCCAGUAGCUUUGAAAACCCGUCCGUAGUGCAAAUACCGUCACAAAAAGCAAAGCUUCAUUUCAACCAGCAAACCUACCACGACAUCAACUCGCUGACGAAUGUUAAGGAAACACAGAGCAUGAAACCAUCAUCUCCGUACUCGUCGAUCAAGGGAGGUACGGCCAGCGUUGGUGCUUCGAUCAGCUUCGGCGGCAGUGGGGCAAGAGGAUCGCCUACCGAGGAGGACCACAAGCUAGGGCCGGAGGCUCUUGAUGCACCGAUCCAAAUCAUCAAUGGAAUCCCGGUGACGAACCCGUACAAUAUCGAUAUCAACACAUUGAGAUACAUGCUGGGUGGCCUAGCCCAAGCUCAAGCUGAGCAACAACAACAUAAUACAAAACCACAAGAAACAACCCUCAAGCUGAAGGGUGCUAAUUGGAUGUCCCUGCCUACGGUUACAAGUCCGGCCCAGAUUUUCUCAUCUAAUAUGCCAACGUUCCACCACUCACCAUCCGAAGCGAACAAUUAUAAGUACAAUUCCAACUUCGACAGCAGUAACUUCAAAAUCAAGCUGCCCAAGAAUAUGAAGGAUUUCAAGAUGAAACCGGUGGGGGCGGAUACCAUUGGUAGCAGUUCGAUGAACUAUGCCUCCUGGGGCGAACCGAUACGGCAGAAUCGUCCCGUUGGAUCCCAACAGCAACAACACCAUCAGCAUCAGCAGCCACAACAAUUACAGCAUGUACAACAGCAACAGCAACAAUAUCAACACCAGCUGCAACAAGUUCGACCAAAUCGCGAGUUUAAUGCCGAGCUGUUCCUCAACCCUCACGGCACACAGUUCGCGAGUCCAAUCAUGAGAAAGAAAAAUGGCCCAGUCGAUCGAAAGAGCAUCCCAAAUAAACCGGUGCCAUCGAACAAGGUAAAGUCGAGCAGCUUGGACACAAACCUGCGACCUCCGCCCAGAUAGGGUUGAGCACAGGGGAGUCAUAAUGAUUCAGAUGAGCUAAGGGGUGUGCGAUAUUGGGCUUUAGUUGCAGUAGUAAGUGAUUCAGUGUAGAUAGUACUGCUAAGGUUACGUUUUAGAGUAUUCAAGGUUUAUUUGUAUUUAGGCAAUUUCCAUUUUUUCCGCUUAGACAAUUGUGGACAUUAAUUUUAUUCGAUUAAUUUAUUAUUUAUUGUUUGGUGCUGUUACAAUUUUAAGAAUGCUGUAAAA